Messenger RNA from Hansenula anomala, 1116 nucleotides. It is a transcript of the gene HGH1, whose product is annotated as Hgh1p. The transcript has 2 exons. Bases 1 to 1116 code for a protein of 371 amino acids. The record is from RefSeq and is a predicted model, not a curated record. Lineage: Eukaryota; Fungi; Ascomycota; Saccharomycetes; Phaffomycetales; Wickerhamomycetaceae.
AUGCCUACUGAACUUGAAGAAUUAGUUGAGUUUUUACACUCUUCUCAAGCUCCAAUUAGAACUGUCGCUUUAGAAAACUUGGUUGGGUUCUCUCAAGGUCCACACAGUGUUAUAUUUUCCCAUGAUGACUAUAGACCAAUUAAAGAUUUGAAGAUCUUAGCUCGAGACAAAGGGAAAACUAUUGUUCAACAAUCAAUGACUAUAUUGGCCAACUUGUGUGAUGAUGAAAAAAUUAGAGAUAUAAUAGCUUCUGAUGAAUCAUUUUUGAAAUUUUUAGUUUCAAGCAUUAUUGAUCUUGAUAAUAGAAAUGCAGAUCUAGCCACUAUUCUAUUGACAAAUUUAGCCAAGAAUGAUCAUAUCACCAAAAUCUUUGAAAUAAAAGUGGAGCCUACUAAUAAAGAUGUUUUCAAAAGUACAAAUGCCAUUGAUUGUUUAAUUGAUUGUUUUGUUAAAGGAUCCGAGAGAAACUUGAAUUCAAAUGCAAAUUUCGAUUAUUUAUCAUUCUUCUUUGCAGAUUUAUCAAGAUUCUUGGAAGGUAGAAAAUAUUUUGUUACAAAGCAAGAAUAUGAUGAUAUUGUCCCAAUUUCAAAACUUUUAGUAUUUACUGAGAAGUAUGAUUCUAAGAUAAGAAGAGAAGGUGUUGCUUCAACAAUCAAGAAUGCUUUGUUUGAAAUUGAUUCUCAUCAAAUGCUUUUGGAAGAUGAAUCUGUUAACUUAUUACCAUACAUUUUAUUACCUAUCUCAAGUUCAAAAGAUGCUGAAAUAGACGAGGAAGAAUUAUUCAAUUUACCAGAUGAAUUACAGUUAUUACCACCAGAUAAGCAGAGGGACCCGUCACCUGAAAUUAUUGCAGUUCAUUUAGAAAGUUUGUUAUUGCUAUGUACAACUAGACCUAUUAGAGAAUAUUUACGUGAAAAAUCAGUUUAUCCAUUGAUUAGAGAAUUACACAAGAAUAUAGAUAUUGAUGAUGUUGCUGAAAUCUGUGAAAGAUUAGUUCAAAUGUUGAUGAGAGAUGAAAACCCGAAUGAAGAAAAAGUGGAGGAAAUUCCAGAAAAGAUUGAAGAUGGAGAUGAUUACGAAAGUGAAGGUGAUGAUGAAAUCAUGGAAGUUUUAUGA